AAGAGCUCCGGAGAUGCGCAGUCCGCAGCACAAUCACACCCAGGAUGGGGGUUCAAGGUCUGGCCACGCUCUUAGACAACCACCGGAGGAUUUACCGGGACGUCGAGUUCAGGAGGAGACGGCUGGUGAUCGAUGGAGCCAACCUGAUAUACCUGCUGUACUUUGAGUCAGGUCUGGACCAGAAUCAUGGUGGGGAGUAUGCUGCCUUUGAAAACCUGAUUGAGAGGUUCUUCACAGCCCUCAAAACCUGCGAGGUUGAACCAUACGUGGUGCUGGAUGGAGGUUCAGACCCCACUGACAAGAAGCUUAAAACUGUGACGCAGAGGGCCGAGGACCGGAUUAGGAGAGCCCAUCGAGCAGCAGUGGAUGGUGGGAAGGAGAACAUCCUGCCAGUGCUGACCAAGUGGGUGUUCAGACAGACGUUGUUCCGGCUGAAGGUCCCAGUUGUCCAGUGCUUUGGUGAGGCUGACCGGGAGAUAGCCGCCCUGGCUUAUGAAUGGCAAUGCCCAGUGCUUUCCAAUGACAGCGACUUCUACAUCUUCAACCUCCCAGCAGGGAUGGUGCCCAUCUCUUACUUCCAGUGGGCGGAUGUGAAUCAGAAUGGCUCAAAGAGCUACAUCCCCUGUAAGAGGUACUACACCUCCAGCUUCUGCAUCUAUUUUGAAAUCCAGCACCAGCUCCUGCCCACCUUCGCUGCCUUGGCAGGGAAUGACUAUGUGAAGCUGCAGAAGAUUCAGUUUGCCCCAAAAGCAAAUAAGCCGCUGAGCCGCCUGGAGGAGUUGCUCUGCUGGCUGAAGGACUUUGAGGUGCCUCAGGAAGCCUUGGAGGCAGCAAUGGAACUGAUGGGAGCAAAGAACCAGAAAAAGGAGAAAAUGCUGCAGAGUUUAUCAGUGGGGAUUGAGGAAUACCAACUGCCUCCCAGCUCCCUGACGAAGUUCUUCAUGCAUGGGGUUGUUCCUCAGUUCCCAGAAGAGAGUCAGCAGCAGGUGGGUCUCAUCCCAGACUGGAUCCAGCGGGCUCUGAUGCAGGCCCGGAUGACUGCAGACAACCUGGACGUACUGUUGCUGCACAGGAUGAGCCUCAGCACCCCCGUGAGUCACAAAGACCUACCCAGUGUUAAUCUGACCUCCAGGCCACUCCGCCAGGUGAUGUAUGGGCUGCUACUGGGGAAGGAGAAGUCAGUGAAGGUGCAGGAGAGAGACAGAGAGGGCCUCCAGCUGAAAUUCAGCCCUAUCAAGCCAAUCUUCAGCCAACGCACCCAACAGCUCGAACUCAACUCACUGCAUGAGGUGGAGCUCUCUGUACGUCUGAAGGUCUUACUUGAGGCUCUCGGGGUGCAAGAGGAACUCCUAAAUGUGCUGUCCCCUCAGCUGCGCCUCCCAGUGGCUGUUACCUGUUACUGGUGCAUCAGAGCUCGGCCUCCUCCAGACCUGAAGCUGCUGAAGUCAUUGCUGCUGGGAAUGUGCCUCAAAGACACACUGCGGCUCAGUGCAGCUGUGGAGGCUGAAAGUCGUUGCUGUCAUCAGAAGGCCGACACGGACGUGGCUCACGCCUUCAGUCAGUGGCAGGUGUGCAUGAAGGACAGCAUGCACCUGAACCAGCUGCUGGACUUCCCUCUGCCUGAACCAGACACUGCAGGGUUAUAUCAGGGGAUGUUGGUCCACCAGCUGGUCCACAUGAUGAGGACAGGAAGGAGACUGAAGCGCUUUCUGAAGACAGAUCAGGCCACUGUGAAGCGAUACCGUGACAUGCUCUUCAUCGUCCACCAGCUUCAAAGUCGCAAGGUGUCAAAGUUCUCAGCGGGCGAGCGGAUAGCGAAGGCUCAGCGGCAGCCUCUGAAUGACCACACCAACCUGCAGCUGUAUGAAGACGAGGACGUGGCGACCGCGAUCCGCAGCUUGGCCCGGGUGCAGGAGGAGCUGCAGCUGGAUGAUCAGCUGAUGGUGAAAACUCGAUACAGAACCAAGGAGAGAAGAAACCGAUGCAACAAAGUGGAACUGACCCGUAAGGAGGAGCGUCGAGGCAUCGCCCUCCUCUGACUACCCUGAGCCAUCCCUGUGAAUGUCUUUACUCGCUGGGUUUUAUUUUCCUUUUGCUUCGGUCCACUUUUUAACUUUAAAGAUGAAUUAUAGACGGACUUUAUGGCCUCUUGGAAACAGUGCAACAAGCAGCCUCGGUACAUUAUUCCCUCUGUUAGCUCCAUUUUUGCACCGCCACCUUUUGGGGAAAACAUUGAAGGCUUUGUGAUGAAUAUUCUAUUUGUCUAUUAUUCCUGUUUGCUACUGAGCGGCUCAUGUUCAGAGGAUUUUUUCAGCCUUUGAAAACCAAUGUGGGAUUUAACAUAAAAACAAACAAACCAAAAAAAGGAACUGCACCAAUAAAAAUGCAUUAAAAAGCUGAUUUAAAUGUACCCCUUUCAAGGUUAUCCUCUCUGGCAGUUCUGUCUCUGAGAUUUAAUUUUAUGCUGAAAAAUUAAACCUUUGCACAUACUGU
Archocentrus centrarchus (flier cichlid) is the source of this 2493-nucleotide messenger RNA. RefSeq names its product protein asteroid homolog 1-like. The record is from RefSeq and is a predicted model, not a curated record. NCBI's taxonomy places the organism in Eukaryota, Metazoa, Chordata, Actinopteri, Cichliformes, Cichlidae. The transcript is spliced from 6 exons. Gene Ontology annotation, molecular function: nuclease activity. Bases 45 to 2039 code for a protein of 664 amino acids.